Molecule: messenger RNA, 1594 nt
Organism: Polyodon spathula (Mississippi paddlefish)
Lineage: Eukaryota; Metazoa; Chordata; Actinopteri; Acipenseriformes; Polyodontidae
Product: fibrinogen silencer-binding protein-like
Exons: 2
Coding region: 119-1051 (310 amino acids)
Source: RefSeq, a predicted model, not a curated record
GAGAGAGUGUGUGUAUGUAUGUGUGUGUGUGAGGGAGAGGGAGAGAAAGAGCCAAGAAGCAGACCAGAAAAUAACUGCACAACACUCACAAAUACACACAGACACAGUAUAAGCAAGAAUGGCUGCAGUAUUCAUGGCAACAAACAUGGCGGGGAAAGCAAGGUCCUCCAAUUUUACAUUGUCUGAAAAGCUGGAUUUGUUAAAGCUGGUCAAACCCCACAUUAGGAUUCUGGAGGAGCACACCAACAAGCAUGCAGUGAUCGUGGAUAAGAACAAGUGCUGGGACAGCAUUGCAGAGCAGUAUAACACCCUGGGGGGCGACAGGCCUCCUCGCACUGCGCAAGGCCUCCGCACGCUCUACAAGAGGCUGAAGGAGAGCGCCAAGCAGGAGAUGGUGCAGCGUAAGCACGCCCAGCCUGAGUAUCGAGGCAGCAUCUCUGAACCCACCAAAAGAGUGAUGGAAAUGAUCCCCCAUCUCUUCAGGCCCAUCCAUGACAAGGACCACAACGCCUUGCCAAGGAUGAUCUACAAACAUGAUUCCUCUGUUGAACAGCCAGGAAGCUCUUCCUCUCUGCCAACUAUUUCAGACUACCAGCCUGCCUCGGUUACUGUGAGACUAGAUCAGGAGAUAGAUGUGAAGCCUCCUCCCGAGCUCACCAUUCUUUCGACAAGAAUCGAGGGGGACCAGGAAGAAGAUGAAGAUGUGAUGUCUGUGCACGGCCUUGACGGAUCCAUCUCCCCAUGCCCUUCCUCUAUCAACUUGGCCGUGACCAUGUCUCCAUCUCCCAUUCCAAUGAAAAGGGAUAUCUAUUCCAGAGCUGAAAACUUUAGGCAUCUGACUGGCAUUGAACAUGAAACACUGCAGCUAUCCAAGGCUGAGCACGAACUGGUCAUGGACAAUCACAGAAAGAUGGGUCUGUAUAUUGAGGAGAAACGGGAGGGACUGAAAAGGAAGCAGCAGCUGGAAGAAGAGCUGCUGAAGGGUAAAAUCAAAGUAGAGAAACUAAAAGCAGCAAGACUCAGACAUGGGCUUCCAAUACCACACAUGUGAUCCUUACUGGAUGCUUUUCUAUGGAUUAUACAGACUAUAGCCACUGAAAAGUCCAUUAUGUCUUGAUCAGUUCUUUUAUUGCCGACCCAAUACAGUGCAGCCUAAGAUAUAUAAAUAUUUAGAAGGCCUGACCAUUUAUGAUUAUUUCCAUUUCAUAAAUGAGAAAUGUGAAGUUUUUUUUUAUUCCUACAGUAAAAACAAAACAAAACAAAAAAAAAAAAAAAAAAAAACAUUGUGUAUGCAGUGUAGACCAAAGAUUGCUGCAUUAAAGUAAAUUACAGUACUGCAGUAAAUUGCAGCUUACAUGUCCACAGAUAUUGUGUGUGUGUGGGUGUGUGUACGCACACACGUUGUAUUAUUUAAGCAUUUUAUAUCACUGAUUGACAUUUAGGUACCAAAUGCCAUUUGCAUUCUGCAUUAAGAUUGGCACCAUUGGCCGUCCAUAGGGUGUUACUCCAUGGAUAUUAUGAAGCAAAGGAUCACUAAGUUAAAGUAAGUUAUUGCUUUUCAUAUAUAAAUAUCUGUAACGUCUGUUAUGUUAAU